This is a messenger RNA of Ambispora gerdemannii, 270 nucleotides long. NCBI's taxonomy places the organism in Eukaryota, Fungi, Glomeromycota, Glomeromycetes, Archaeosporales, Ambisporaceae. The record is from the annotation of a GenBank genome assembly.
AUGGGAAACUGCACAUCACAAUGCUUUGGAAAGCGUAAUAAAGGAGGGUACACUCUUGGCGGUGGGAAUAAAACUGAGGUUGCUUCUAGCUCUUAUCCAUUACAGACAGAAGCUGCUUUGGCUGCUGAACGGAGAGCUGAACAGGCGAAAACUCGCGGUGUCCAAAAAGGCGGAGGAAAAUUGAGUAAAAAGUUAGAGGAGCAACAAAAAUCUGCUAACAAAUUCGAUGAGAAACCUUCUAACGAUAAUCUCCAGUGGCGAGUUGAUUAG